Cajanus cajan (pigeon pea) is the source of this 1383-nucleotide messenger RNA. RefSeq names its product guanine nucleotide-binding protein subunit gamma 1. Gene Ontology annotation, biological process: G protein-coupled receptor signaling pathway. Lineage: Eukaryota; Viridiplantae; Streptophyta; Magnoliopsida; Fabales; Fabaceae. The record is from RefSeq and is a predicted model, not a curated record.
AAUCUGAAAAGAAUAAAGUGAGUGAUUGAAUUAAUUAAUAGUUAACGAGUUGAGUAGUAUGAUAAUUCAAGUUGUUCUGGAAAACUGGAAUGACCGAGUCAUCUGAAUUGCUAACAGCGUGUUGCUAAUGGUUAAGCAAUAAGCAGAGUUUAAGAGAUGAAAAAGACAGGAAGAGAGAAAAAAGGGUAGCUUUUUGAUGGGUAUAUAAUUUCCAUUUGGAUGAGUGCGUAGAAAGAGAAAGGGCUUUUUGGAUUAGUGAAAAGAAAGCACCACCAUAGCACUUAACACCUUCCUUUUUUAUCUCUAAUGUCAAUUAUAAUCAUUAUUUCAUAGCGUUUCAGAUCUGUGUCUGUGUCGUAUUAAGCAGAAGCGUUUUGCUGGAUGAGUGCUAGUUGACGCUUACUUAUGGCGUCUGAAACGGCGUCGUCGGCGGACGAAGAAACCGUUGUCGUUUCGGCUGCGGGUGCAGGAGGGACUGAUAAGAGGGGCAAGCACCGGAUUCUUGCCGAAUUGAAGCGUCUUGACCAAGACUCCAAGUUUCUUCAGGAAGAAUUGGAAGAGCUCGAGAAAACAGAAAAUGUGUCGACCAUAUGCAUGGAAUUGCUACAGAACAUGGAAAGUAAGCCUGAUCCACUACUCCCAGAAGUCCAUGGAACUGUAAACCUAUUAUGGGAUAGAUGGUUUGAAGGGCCUCAAGAUCCACAAGCAUGUAGAUGUUGGAUACUCUGAUUUGAAGUUGUGUCAAUUGUCUUGCGUUGCACAUAGGAUGUCACAUAUAACUGUAUUUAAGCAACUCAGGAACUGAAGAAAAUGUUUGAUGACAUCUUAUACCACGCACACUAAUUCUUUAAUGGAUCCUUGCUUUUAUUACAUUAGAUUCUGAUCUGAAUACUGUUUAUGUGUAAUCACAUUCAUUUACUGCAAUCAAUUGAGAAGUAUCAUUAUUUGUGCUUGUAAUUCCAAUCCAACUGUUAAUGUGCCUUGGUGAUGACUUUUGUGUGUUCACGAGACAACCUUGAGAGACACAUAUUUUAGCAGCAUUCAGCCUUGAUGGUGGCUUUUGGAAAGGCUUGGUAAUGGUUUGACGAGUCAUCAACUAGACCUGAAUGGUAAUAAGAUUUUCUGGUCAGCAGGCAUCGUAGGGGUUGGGAAAGCAACGAGAGCUCGUAAUCCCUCAUUUCACAAUUAAAUUUGUUAUGUUAGAUUUUGUAAUCAUGUUGCUUCUAGGCCUUCCUUAUGUUGUAGUAUUCUAUUUAACAAGCCUUUACUUUCUCUAUGUGCUUAUGUUUUUUGCUUUCCCUCUCUUUAUCGUCCCUCCUCAAAGUUGCUCUCAGCUGAUAUUAUGUUUGAAUUUUAUAAGUACAAUACAAUUAAUAUUUGUAU